Molecule: messenger RNA, 6854 nt
Organism: Choloepus didactylus (southern two-toed sloth)
Lineage: Eukaryota; Metazoa; Chordata; Mammalia; Pilosa; Megalonychidae
Gene: ABRACL
Product: ABRA C-terminal like
Exons: 4
Coding region: 2145-4154 (669 amino acids)
Biological process (GO): regulation of actin filament-based process
Source: RefSeq, a predicted model, not a curated record
ACGGGACCAGGGAGGGGCGCUGGGGGCUCGGAGCGUCCCGCGGGGCCCCUUCACGUCGCCUGGUUUGGGCGCACGGACAGCGGGUGGCAGAGACAAAGGCCUCCUGGCCGCUGCCCUUUCGGGGCAGGCGCUCCGAGCCCCCGUGCGCCCGGGGCAGGGCUCGGCCCCGCACCCCCCAAGUCGGCACCGGCACCGGGGGUGGGACCGAGGGCGGCCUGCGGGCACCUUCCGGGAGGGUUCCCUGACUUGGCGCCGAAUGACCAAAUAUGGAGCGUGUGCGCGCCCGCGGGCGGGAGGAGGGCCGGGUCCCCGGGCUCCGCGCCGGCCGGGGCAGGGGAGGGAGCUGGACGAGAACCCGCCCAGAGUGCACCUGAGCGCCCGACUCCAGACGUCCCCGCGCCCCGGGGCUCGAUUCUUUGGACAGAGCAUCCCCACGUGUUGCUCCCCAACUGUGAAAAUAGCAGCCCCGGGCGAGUCUUUAAAUAGUCCUAUGAUUCACAUUCGAGGGGGCGCCUUGCACACGCGGCUCUCUUUGUGCUUCCCACGCGGGAUGCCCAAGUCGCUUGUGUCGCGGAGGGCCGGGCCGGCAACCGCGCUGGCCGUCGCCCCCACUUCUGCGGGUGGGUCCCCGCGCAGGUGCCCUCACUGCAGGCUUCCGCUUCCUGUGCUCCCAGCCCACCGCCCCUCAUUGUUCUCGCCCACCCGGGCCGGGCGGCUGCCUUUCUUCCUUGUGAGAUGCCGCGGGCCUUCCAGUGAGAACGCUACCACUGGCAUUUCCCCCCUUUGUCUCUCUCCAUAAACAGAUAGAUAAAAUCUGCCAGUUUAUGUUGCCCUCAGUGGUUUCUAAGGCAGAUUAGCUGCUGUUUUCCUGCUUGUCCCCGUUAGGGAGGGAGCCUUUCUUGCUUUGUGUUCUGCCUUAGUAAGUUUUCAGCAUGUGAUAUUUCAUGCAAAUACAGCUCACUGUUACAUUUAGUGCAGUUUGCAUAACAACCAGUAAAGAAGGAAGGGGAGGAGGAGGAGGAGGAGGAGGAAAGCAAAGCCAGAAUAGAGUUUUAGAAACCGCAAUAAGCUGUGGGGAGUUAACCCCUCCAAGCCUUAGUUUUGUCCUCCAUAAAAUGGCAGGGUUCUCAGGAUUAAAUGAAUUAACGGAAGUCUGACAAGUUGUGGGCAGGGCCGUGCUCCCUCCCAAGUCUCCAGUGGAGGCUCCUUCCUUGUCUCUUCCAGGUUCUGAUGGCCCCAGAAGCCCCUUGGCUUGUGGGGGACGUCACCAUGUCUGCCAGGAGGUCUUCUCUCUGUGUGGCUGUGUCUUGGUGUCCAGAUUUCCAGCAUCCUAACUUGAUUUCGACUGCAAAGAUUCUGUUUCCAAAUCGGGUCACAUUUGCAGGGGGACACGCUUUCGGGGGACACUUUUCAGUUCACAGCAGGGCUCACGCAGGGCUAAAGGCUGGAUUUCUCUUUGCUCUGGUGUCUGUUCCUCUACAUCAGGGGCUGUCAAGUCACAUCGCCCUGUCCUGGACUGGAUCACCUACCACUCCUGGACCCCAGGGUGAAGCUCUACCUGAGCCACCUGGACCUGGAGUAAGGAAGGAAAGGCUCUGCCCAAACAAAUUAGGCUGUCCAUGCUGGAAUGGGGAACGGCUGCUGGGCAGGCCAAAGCGGCAACUGCCUACCACGCUGACCGAACGAGUAUUUCCUGCUGUUAUUCUCAUGGCAUGGUGUGUGGGCCUUCAGGACAGUGGCUGUGUCCUCUGGCUACUAGGAAUUAGUUUCAACAUGUAUGGAUGAAGUUGUUCUUCCAAAUCAUCACCUCAAAGCAGCAAUGAAUGUGGAUCAUGAGGUUAACCUCUUAGUGGAGGAAAUUCAUCGCUUGGGUUCAAAAAGGUGCUAAACCGUGGCUUCCCCAUUCCUGAGUGAAACUGGUGCCUGUUAACCUCCUCGACCAUCCCAGGCCGAUCUACGGGAACUGGACGGGAAACAGUCUCCAGGGACAACGGGAAUCAGCCAGACCAAACCUCCCGAACGCUGGACGGCCCCAGAAUCACACCGAAAACUGUACUUCUUCUAAAUACUCACGUGAACUUAUAACUGACAGAAACUAAUAUCUAAAAAGAAAAACCUACCAGAUAAGUAAUGAUUGAACCCUGAUGUCCCAGCCUGAAUGCAUUCGCCUGUCCUGUUAUCAUUUUUAUGUAUUAACAAGCCUUCAUAAACUACUGACAGAUUUAACCACCUUUUUAGUAGUCAUUAGGACUUGUGCUUCUUCAAAUCCCCUCACCAUGAACUCCAUAAGAGUUUUAGCGUCGGUCCUGCUCAUUCACUACCUUUCUCCUCCAAUCUCUAGUCACCUGCCUCCACAUCCCUAUGAGGAAUCAGUUCAGAAAAUAGCUGAAAUCGCCAAUAAAUCUCAGUGUUGGUUCUGUCUACGCAACAACAACUCCGAGCCCGAGCCCACACUUAUUGCCGAUCCUGCCCCUUUGCAAGUCUGGCAGCUUCUCAAUGGCACGUGGAAAGACUAUAAUUCUUACUUCUGGGAAGGACCACUUGCUGGGGAAUGGGCUGAAAUCUUCUAUAAUUCGGGAACACCCUCGUCUGCCGAAUACCGCGGGGUCCCAGUAGGUCAUGUGAAAAUACUUAAUCGAAACCUCUCACUUUGCAUCUACAAUCCGGCUCGUAAUCUCCGCUUAUCAUUUCCUCAAGGGAGAAGCCAGCCUUCCACUCCCUCCCCCACGGGUCUUCCAAAGACGAAAGCCUCCCGACAAAUACCAUUAGGACAUAUCCCCACAAAAUACUGCAACUUUACCCUAAAAUACCGGAGCUGGGGAUUCAACCAGUCUAAGGCUGUCUUUAGUAACACCCCUCUAGAAUACUCGACUUACUCCUACCCCAACACUACUGAUCGUGACGGACAGGCCUUUCAAUUUAACGGGGAGCUUGUCCCUUUAUGGCCAUGCCCGGCCAUCAUCUCCACUUACUACCACCAAACCCGGGGACCCCUUCCACAAGCGAUCAACUCCAGUUACCCCCCCAGCUCUUACUCCUGGACUUGGGUAGCACAGGAAGUAUUCUUUCCCAAUACCUCCUACCGGGUAGAUGUCGCGAGUGGAAAUCUGUACCACGACCUCUUCCUCGCCGGAGACUGCUCUUCCGACUCCCUGGGUGUAGACAGCCCUGGUGACUACACCGGCAUUGGCCUGUUAUCUCAACUCUUCGACUUGCUGUCCUGCCAGCAGAGCAACACUCGAGCCCCUUGCGAGACAAUGUGGAUAAACGCUUCAGACCCGGACUCCCAGGUUUUCAUGCCUCUCUCUUUGUCCUUAGAAGGCACAGGAUAUUUCUGGCUAUGUGGAGACAAAAUCUACAUAGCGCUCCCUUACUCCUGGCAUGGAACCUGUGGCCUCGUCUCCCUAAUGCCGGACAUACAUUAUCGCAACAGACUUAACUCAUCUCAAAUCCUAAAUUUAGGGUCUCAUACUUCCUACCAACUUCUCCCUCCAAAACGACAGAAGCGCAGCACCACGCUCAAGCCACUUGAAGAGAAGCCAGGCACUGGCUAUGCCAUCCUACGCCAAUUCCUUCCUACUCAUCGCUAUUUAGACUUGGAAGCAGCCAUCAAAAAUAUCUCACUACAGAUCUACAAUGGGUUCAACCGUACUCAGUUUAGCCUUCUUGGACUACAGAGACAGGUGACACCUGUAGCAGAAAUGGAACUCCAAAACCUACGGGCUUUAGGCAUUGUUCAUGCCAUCGAAGGCGGCCUCUGUGCCUUUCUCGGAGAAGAAUGCUGUUUCUACAUCAAUGAGUCUGGGCGAGUUGUUCAAGAUGUAACUAAACUCCGAGAGAUCGCCACCUCAGACCAAAAUGUCAGGCGUUCUAAAUCUUGGAAUGACCUCACAUCUUCUCGCCUUUUCUCCUCAUUCCCUGAUAACUUCAGUAACCUUCUCUGGCCUAUUCUACAAGGCCUAUUUAUCCUCUUACUCUGCUUUCUUGGAGUAUUCUUCCUUUUCAAGUUAGGUUCCCAACUGAUUUCUCGAUGCUCCACCCAGGUAACCAACCACACAUUACUCUCCCAGACAAUCCCAACUCCGGGGACCCGUGAGCACCUCCAGCCGCAUGCCAAGCAAUUCCGCUCCUCUAGACCCACCCAACGCCCCUAAUCAGCAUGAAGCAGCCAGAGCGGGCGUCACCCAAAAUCCCUCAAGACUGAGGAAUGUUAAAGACUCGAGGGGGGACUGAAGGCAUGGGGGCAUGGCUGGGAGUCCCCGAAUUAUUGUCAUAACUAACAUGAUUCAGGCCAAAAGCCAUUGUCAGGCUCUCUUCCCUUCCCAUAAUGAAAGUCUCUCCUCAGCUUGUUUUACAGACAGACGUGGCCGUGGGUUAUAAAUAGGAGCAUGUGCAGAAAUGCAGAUUUUUGUUGCUUGAACAACCCCUGGGACGUUAGGAACAAAAAUCACUGUCCUCGGAGCCAAGAUUACGUGGAUGAAGGGACAUUAGAAGCAAGUAAAAUGUGAGGGAUCCCUCAAUAAGGAAGAUCCUAUCUGCAGGCUUAUUACUAUCAUAUACGGACAAUUCUGUAAACAACCAGUCAGAGUAUGCCAACCUGAAUCCCCAUCACUAACCCCACAUCCCAUUGUUCCCAUCUUAUAACACUACCUUAAUUCUCAGAUAGGGGAGACAGAUUUGAGCUUGCCUCCUGUCUCUUUGCCAGUCGACCUUGCAAUAAAACUUCCUUUUCUCAGAACCCUGGUGUCACAGGAUGGGCUUCUGUGCACAUUGGGCAGUGAGCCCGUUGCUUGGUAACACGCUGUGUUCCGGAUUCCUCCCGACUCCUGUGAGUUCAUGUUACUCUCGGGAAAGUACUGUUACUUGGAGUAUUAAAGCAGUUUAAUGUGUAUUUCAAAAGAUUUGUAGGAUUUUCUUCUCCUUUAGAUCUUUAUCCAUUUUAGUCUGGUGUUUACUGAUCAGAUUCAAUUGCUUUUAAAAUUCUAACCUCUCCCACCUCUAGAACAGUGUCAUUCUUUAACUAGGGCCAACUGAACCUCUGCUUCAAAAUUAGCAGAAAAUAUUUUGAAUUUUGCAGCUUCACCAGGCUGCCUUGACUUACCACUUCCUGGGAGAUUAUUGAGCUGGGAUACGUUAUCCUCUGCUGUGUUAUGGUUAAUUAUUUCAGUUGCAUCUGGAAUAAUUUUGACUAAUCUACAUAGGAUGUGUGAGCUCAAGUUGGAAAUUGAUGGAUUUCGUUUUCUCUGUUUCUUUUAAAAUCAGAUUCUUUAAAGUCUCUCAUUUUUCAUCCACUAACAAAGAUAAAGUGGAGAAAGAUUAUUUAAAGAUUUAAAUCCCUUCAUUCAGCAAAUUCUUCUUGAGGAUUAGAGAUGUGGAAAUAAAAUUCCAUCUCUCAGUCCUUCAGGGCCUCUGAGUAUUUGGAAAACAGACAGACUGGAAGUGUGUGUUGGGAAGUGCUUAAGGGCAUGGAAACUGGAGUCAUAUUCUCUGGGAGUGAAUCCCAGCCCUUCCAUCUACUUGCUGUGUGACCUCAGACACGCCACUAAACUUUUUUGUGCCUUGCUUCCCUUUGUGAUGAUAAUAAUACUCCCUUUCAGUGAUUUCUAAGACACUUUUUUCACAGUUUAAAAUACCUGAAAUAAGGAUACAUCUUACAAUUUUUGGUGUGCUACAAUUAAAUUGGCAGUUUAAUUGGAAUAUAAUACAAUGAUGCUUCUUGGAAUUGUGUCACCUUCGAUGAAAUGAGGAUUGAGUUUUAAUGAAGGUAAAAUGCAUUGAACGGCUCAAGGAAUAAAGUGCCAUAAAUUUAACUAUUAAUUACUAUAAAUUGAUGGUGAGGGCUUUGUUAUAAUCAAUUUUAUUAGAAGAGCUAUUUAUGCAAUUGAGAUCCUGGAGGGCUUCUCAGGGGAGGUGACAUUUGAGUCCAUUCUUGAAGAAAAAGAAUUUAGCUAGGGAAAGGGGUCUGAGAUGCUGGGUAGAUGGGUCAACACGCAAAAUUACGAAGGCAGAAUUGUCACCUUGGGCAUCAGCAAGCAAUUCAUUAUGCCAGGAUCAAAAGGUGCCUGGAGUGAGAUGGUGGGAGAUCUGGCAAGAGAGGGAGCUUGGGGAGCUUGGAGAGCCUUACCCGAGAGGCAAGGGCUGCACUUGUUUUGAGGGCAGUAGGGAGCCACUGAAGAUUAAAGUGGUGGAGCAGCAGCCAGGUCUGCAUCUUUUAAAGUUUGUUCUGCAUUGGUUAUUGCACAGCAAUGUUGGGGAGGUACUGGGGGCAAAAACAGAGAAAGGGAGGCUGCUCAGGGGUUUCACAGUGACCCCGGCAAGAAACAGUUAGGGCUGAACCAAGGAAUUAACUGACAGCGGAGAGGACAAGCUAGAGCUGCUGAAGACACCGAGAGGGCAGAGGCACCCGGACUGAGCCUCAGAUCUGGGAUGAGUGAGCCGGAUAAUUCCAGGAUUAUGUCCGGAUUUCUGCCUUGGGUGCUUUUUAAAAAUUUAACCUAAUUUGAAUGUGGCUAAAAGGGGAAAUUUGAGGUUGUAUAUAUGUUGCUAGAAUGAAAAUUUAAAAACAAACCAACCAUUUUACUGUACAGCACAGUCAACCCUAAUGCAAACCAUGAACUCUAGUUAGUAGUACAAUUGUAACAGUAUGCUUUCACCAUUGUAACACAGGUACCACACAAAUACAAGGUGCUAAUGAUGGGUGUGUGUGUGUGCGCGCACUCUUUAUUUCUGCAUGAUAUUUCUAUAAACUUACAGCUUCUCUAAUUAAAAUGAAAAACACAUUAACCUAAUUUGAGAAGUUCCUCUACGCCAGGCAUUCUGCAAAGGCCUCCCCUAUAUCAUAUCUUUUAAUCUUG